AAUUUUGAGGUUGAGCUGUGUAACUAAGUUGUUUCGGCACCCCAAACCGCAGUAGUCUUUGCUCGGAACUUAAACUGUCGCCGCUCAACCCACAGCUUAUAAAAUAUAGAGGGAGUCGCAUAACUACGAGAACAGCGCAAAACCCACCGCAGAUCCACAAAAAAAGCAUUUCUACCAUGGGUUUCCCGGACAAGGCAGAGCGAACAAAGUGCUGGAACACGCGUGACGAUUACUGGAAGUGCUUGGACUCAAACGCGCCUAAGCACAGCUCCACGAGCGGCGAAAAGGUGCCCAACGCUUGCAAAGAUUUGCGCAAAGCCUUUGAGUCGUCCUGCCCCGGCCAGUGGGUGAAACACUUUGACCGCAAACGCACAUACGAGCAGUUCAAGGAAAAGAUGGCAAGCGGCUACGAUCCACUGGAUGAGCGUUCCAAUGGCGAGAAGCCAGCGAAAUAAAAGCCGGCACCGGUGUUGGUCGGGUCUGAGUCAGUCGGACGGUCGGUUGUUACGCUAUGUUUUUGUAUCGUUAUAGUAUAGUAUAAAUUAAAACAAAUAACAAUCUA
Molecule: messenger RNA, 562 nt
Organism: Drosophila subobscura
Lineage: Eukaryota; Metazoa; Arthropoda; Insecta; Diptera; Drosophilidae
Product: cytochrome c oxidase assembly factor 6 homolog
Exons: 2
Coding region: 177-455 (92 amino acids)
Biological process (GO): respiratory chain complex IV assembly
Cellular component (GO): respiratory chain complex IV; mitochondrion
Source: RefSeq, a predicted model, not a curated record